AUGAAAAAUAUCGGUCUAUUACUUCUACUUACAUGUAUCAUUCAAGUUCAAGGUGUUCUUUUCGAAGCGACAUCACCAGGAACGAAACUUGAUUGUGCCGCAUAUGCAAAUGACCAAGAAAUUUUGGCUACAUUUCCGUUUUCUAUUCCAUUUUUACCAUGGACUGAUUAUUCACCAACUGAAUAUGAUAAGACAUCUGGUCGUUGGGAUUUUUUCCAAAGAGUUUACGAACUGGUCAUUGUCAAUGAAAACUUUAUUCCAUCGACAAUAUUCUGUUUACGUUCAUUACAAAAUCUUUACAUUCGUAAUAGCAGUUUUUAUACUGAUAAUCAUGAUAUUAAUACGAAUUUUCCACUACCAAUUAGUACCGGCCAUUCGGUAUAUUCGCUUACAAGUUUAAGAAUAUAUGAUACUCCUGUAACUUAUUUACCAGAAGAAUUCGGUAGUUUAUUCAAUUUAGAAACACUCGAAUUAUCGAAUACAGGUCUUAUAUCUCUCCCUGAUAAUAUUGGUCGAUUAACUUCAUUAAAUCAUUUAUCAUUAAUUCAUCAACAACUAUCAAUAUUACCAAAAACUCUUGUGAACCUUGAAAGAUUAUUUUAUUUGGAAAUAUCACAUAAUCCAAAACUUCAUUCACUAGAAUCGCUCAAUGGUCAUCGAAGUAUUGGUAUAUUGAUUGUCAAUCAUUGUGAAAUCGAAUAUCUUCCCGAUGAUUUACCGAAUUUAUCCCAAUUAUAUUUAUCAUAUAAUAAAUUAACAGAUCUUGAUGGUAUUGGAAAUUUGGGUUAUAGUACUGAAUUAAAGAAAAUAUUCUACUUUGAUAAUAAUCAAAUUCAAUCAAUUUCAACAGGAAUUCGAAAUGUGAAAAAUUUACAUACAUUGAAUUUGGCUAGAAAUGAAUUGACAAAAUUACCAUCAGUUAUCUUCAAUAUUUCUACAAUGAGAUAUUUAGAUAUCAAAGAUAAUGACUUUAAUAAGUUUGAUCAUUUACAAAAUAAUACUAUGCAAAAGUUGGUUUUAUUACUGGUGCUUUCAUAUAUCAUUGGAAUACAAGGAACGGUCCUCGAAAAGACACAAGCAGGAACGACACUUGAUUGUUCUGCAUAUGCAAAUGACCAAGAAAUUUUGGCUACAUUUCCAUUUUCUGUUCCAUAUCUAACAUGGCAAGAUCAAUCUUCAAAUACUUUUGCUCGAUUAGGCUCAGAUGAUCAUGUUGUAUAUUUACAAAUUUCAAAUGAAAAAUUUGUGCCAUCAACAGUGUUGUGCUUAAGUAACUUACAAACAUUUCUUAUUCGAAAUACAAGUUUAUCGCAAUUAACAUUGGAUAAUAAUUCAAUUCAACGUUUGGGAUCGAGUUUAUACAAUCUCGGUAUUUUCGAUACACCAAUCAGUCAUUUACCAAAAGAAAUUGGUAACUUAACACGUUUAAUGACACUUACAUUAUCCAAUAAUGGUCUUGUUGAAUUACCAGAUACAAUUGAACAUUUAGGAUGGUUACUUGAAUUACAUUUAUCAUAUCAAAAAUUAACUUCAUUACCUUUAACAAUAUCCAAAUUACACUCAUUAUUAACUGUUGAAUUAUUAUAUAAUCCAAAUCUUCAUUCAGUACAAUCAUUGAAUAAUCUUCCUAACCUAUCAAAUUUAUUCGUUAGCCAUUCUUCAGUCGAUAAUCUUCCUCGAAAUUUGCCACAAUUAUAUGAAUUAUAUAUGUCUUACAAUAAUUUAACUGAUCUUAAUGGGAUUGAGACUUUAGGUAAUGGUAAUUCAUAUACAAAGUCAUUUUAUUUCAAUAAUAAUCAUAUUAAAUCAAUUCCAUCGGAGAUUUCCCAAAUAAACAAUCUAUUUACAUUGAAUGUUGCUCAUAAUGAAUUAACCAAUAUCCCAAAAGAAUUAUUCGAUUCUAAAACACUUCGAAAUUUAGAUGUCACUCAUAAUUUAUUUCCAAGUACAAUAUUACAUGACAUUGAUGAGAAAUUCAAAGUUAAUAAAGCAAUUUUCACAUAUUCUAUCUGA
Molecule: messenger RNA, 2013 nt
Organism: Adineta ricciae
Lineage: Eukaryota; Metazoa; Rotifera; Eurotatoria; Adinetida; Adinetidae
Source: the annotation of a GenBank genome assembly